UUGUGAGGUUAUGAUCGUUCGUUUUUUUUUGGUUUCUCGUUCUUUUUAGGGAUUUGUUGUUCAACGUGUAAGUUUCAAUUUCGGAAAAAUGCCUUUCAAAAGGUUUGUGGAAACUGGCCGAGUGGUCUAUGUUGUAGAUGGUCCUUACAAGGGCAAAAUUUGUUCCAUUGUUGACUGCAUUGACCAAAAGACGGUUUUGGUCGAUGGACCCGAAUCUGGAGUACCUAGAUCUAAGAUGCGUAUUGCCCAAAUCCAUUUGACCAAAUUCAAGAUUAAUUUCCCAUACAAUGGAUCAACUAGAACUGUACGUCAAGCAUGGAUCAAAGCUGAUUUGAACAAGUUGUGGAUCCAAAGCAGAUGGGCUGAAAAAGCCGCUAACAGGGAAAAGCGUGCUUCCUUGGGUGAUUUUGAAAGAUUCAAGCUUAAGAGGGCAAGAAAAGUUAGAAACAAGAUCAGAACAAAUGUUUACAAAGCUUUGUUUAAUAAAACUUAUUGUCCCAAAAAGAAGACAGUGAAAACUGCUAAAGCGUAAUAAAUUUUUAUUGAAUUAAUGUAA
Sipha flava (yellow sugarcane aphid) is the source of this 556-nucleotide messenger RNA. It is a transcript of the gene RpL14, whose product is annotated as 60S ribosomal protein L14. Gene Ontology annotation, molecular function: structural constituent of ribosome; RNA binding. The transcript is spliced from 4 exons. The record is from RefSeq and is a predicted model, not a curated record. The coding region runs from base 89 to 532 and encodes 147 amino acids. Gene Ontology annotation, biological process: ribosomal large subunit biogenesis; translation. NCBI's taxonomy places the organism in Eukaryota, Metazoa, Arthropoda, Insecta, Hemiptera, Aphididae. Gene Ontology annotation, cellular component: ribosome; cytosolic large ribosomal subunit.